Cuscuta campestris is the source of this 3093-nucleotide messenger RNA. Lineage: Eukaryota; Viridiplantae; Streptophyta; Magnoliopsida; Solanales; Convolvulaceae. The record is from the annotation of a GenBank genome assembly.
UAGUCUCUCGGGAGGCUGGAUUAGCCACAAGUUGUGGUGAACCAGGGUAAAAUCGGUGUGCCUCUUUCUUUUCUCUUUACUUCUCGUUUAUUCAUUUUUAUUCCCGCGAUUUCUUGAUCAAACGCUAUUCACCCCCCCCUCUAGCGUUGGUCUAUUAUUCUAACAAUUGGUAUCAGAGCCUAACCCGCGUCCAAACUUAACCGUUUGAGAGUAAAGCGAUCAUGGGUUCUUCUUCUAGAAAUCUCUAUGCAGGAAUUGGAGAAGGUCAAUCAACCUCUAGGCCACCACUCUUUGAUGGCACCAACUACUCUUAUUGGAAGGAACGGAUGAGAAUCUAUAUUCGUUCCACCAACUUCCAAUUGUGGUUGGUGAUCAAAAAUGGCGAAGAAACCCCUAUGAAGAAAGUGGGAGAAACCACGGUCCCAAAGACCGAAAACGAAUUUGAUGCCGAGGACAUCAAGAAGAUUGAAAACUAUGCAAAGGCCAUCAAUAUGCUAUAUUGCGCGGUCAACCCCGAUGACUACCGAAAGAUCUCCUGUUGCACAACCGCCAAGGAGAUGUGGGACAAGCUUGAGGUGACGUACGAAGGUACUGAUCAAAUCAUCAACGAUCUUCAUGCUCUCAAAAAGACUUACACCAACAAGGAUCUCGUGAGGAAAAUCCUGCGGAGCCUCACACCCGAAUGGAGGUCUAAAGCCGAUGCAAUCUAUGAAUCCAUUGGAGUCUCUAACGUCACCAUCGACGGGCUAAGAGGUAACCUUAAAACCUAUGAAUCUACUAUUCUAACCCCGUCUUUGGAUGAAAAAAAGAAAAAGGGGAUAGCUCUCAAAGCUACCAAGGAACCGGUGGAAGAGGCUUCAAGCGAUGACGACAAUGAUUUCGGGCUCGUCAUCAAGAAGUUCCACAAGUUCAUGAAGAAGGAAUUUGAGCGGAAGGGAAGGAAGCACGACGGUCCUCCCAAGUGUUACGGUUGUGGCGAGAUUGGCCACAUCAAGCCAAGGUGUCCAAAGGCCAAACACGGCAAGGAUAAGCCUGGCUUCAAGAAGCAAAGGGCCUACAUCUCUUGGGGUGGCGAUUCCGGCGACGAAUCAACCGACCAAGAGGAGGACGAAGCUGCAAAUCUCUGCCUCAUGGCACACGAAGAUCAAAGCGACGAUGUCCAAGAGGCAUCAAGUGUACUUUGGUACCUUGAUAGCGGAUGCUCCAAGCACAUGACCGGGGAUGCAUCCAAGUUUCUCCAAAUCAAACCCGCUAAAGGAGGAAACGUAGUUUUUGGAGAUAACAGCAAGGGAAAGAUCAUUGGCAUUGGUUCAGUAGGUAAAUCUGAAAACUCCUCUAUAGAUAAUGUCUUGCUUGUUAAAGAUUCAUUGGAGAGAGUACACAUUGAGGACGAUGAAGAAGACACGCCAUUAUACACCAACCCGCAACCACAACCUGAGGAAACACCUCAAGUGAUGGUCGAAAAUGAGGACCAAGCGGACGAAGAAGAACAAGAGGAAGCCCAGGAACAAAAGGAAACCGAGCUUCCCAUCGCUUGGAGAACGCACAGAAACCAUCCACUUGAUCAGGUAAUCGGCAGCAUCAACCGCGGGGUAAGUACUCGUACCCCAUCAAUGAAGUCAGGGGGAACCAUGCUAACAGCGCUGUCUAGGAGACACAACAGCGCUAUUGAGAGAAACACCGUCAUCCAGAAAGUUUUCCAACAGCGCUACAAGAGCAGGGCAGGCACUUCCGGGAAAUCAAAGUCCAAAUCCCGGGCGCCUACGUCAUCCUCCGAGGAGCGCCUCUACUAUGGCGACGAGUCAUACCUUUGGUUUGACUCCGAGGAGGAGCGCACCCGUUUCCUCACCUUUUUCUCUAAACGGGUUGUGGCUCCCCCACGGAUCAUCCCGGAGCGCUACCCGGAGCUGCAGGGCUACGGCGACCUUGACGCACAGCUUCAUCAAGCCGGCCUUUGGCCGUUCGUCUCCCGGGCGCGCAAGGAGAUCAACCCGGCGCUGAUCCGGGCCUUCUACUCCAACCUCUGGCAUGAGGACGACGUGCUCUACUCGCUUGUCAAGAGCACGCCGAUUGAGCUCACCGUGGAGCAGCUUGGGCGCAUCACCGGCCUCCCCUUCCAAGGCGACGAUGUGUCUCACUAUGGCGGAGAGAACUGGGUGCUCAACAACGAGGGCCUCAUCCUCAACGAGCUUGGCAUCACCGAGCUCAUUCUCCAUGCCUCGGGCCGCCCCACCAUCCACUCUGCUAACCCCGAAGGCCGCCUCGUCCUCUACAUCGUCUCCCGGAUCAUCAAACUCAGGAAGCACGGCCACACCAUCAUGCACGGUGAAGACCUCAAGCUCAUCCAUGCGAUCAUGCAUUCGGCCCCAAUCAAUUGGGCAAAGUUUGUCAUGAUCAACAUGACGAUCGCCGCGUCCACCGACCACGAUCACCUCCUCCCGUACCCGUUUUUGGUGAUGGGCAUCCUUGAACGGUUCAAGGUAACCACCACCGUUGGCCCGCUCACGAAGGCCACGAAGCUUUGGACAAUCAGCAACCAAACCUUCACCAAGCGUUCGGACAACGCCGUGGCUGCCACUGCCGAGCCACGCCGCACUGCCCCUGCCGCUGGCCCAGCCGAACCCCAGGCCCGGGCCAAUCUUGCCUCCAUCGCCGACUCCCUCAACCGGCUCCACCUCAAAAAUGACGGGAUGGGAGGCUACCUUGAAUGGCUCGACGUAGCUGUUCAACGCCAAGGGUACGCCAUGAACGCGUACUUCCAAGGCAUCAACUACGUCCCCCCACCGUUCCACGGCACGUUUCUUGGGCAAGUGUACGGUGACGAAGACGAAGCCGAUGACUCCUACGCCCCGUCAAGCUCCCCGGAUGAAGACGAGUUCGACGAUGCCAUCGAUGGGGAUGAGAUGGACGUUGACGACGACGAGGAGGAAACCGAAGACGAAAACUAGGACUCCCCUAGAAUUUCUAUCUCUUUUACCUUAAUUAUCUUGUUUUUUAAUGCUUCCGUUGUACUCCGCUAUUUCCUUUAAUAAAUCAAAUUAUCUUUUAUCUUUUUGUUAAUGUCAAAAGGGGGAAGAAAAGGACUAUGCAUAU